UUUAAUGUAAUAAGGUUGUAACAACUGCCCUCGUAAUUCGAGCGACCAGAGCCCUCGCUGCUUCACAAUUUUUUUUUUCAGACAAGGUGACGUUGACGGUGAGUCAUCGUAUUAGAAUUAAAAUUUCAAUCCCGACGGCCGAAAAACUAAGCAGAGAUCGGCAAAUGACAAAGGAUUCUCUCACGCUUCUACCCCUUUUGGCCACAAAAGUAUGAGCAUGCUUCACUCAAGCCAUGAAAGGCAUCAACAGUUCAUCUCAGCAGCUGCCCUGCUUAGGUGAGGAAGGAAAACUCAGAAGAUGAGUUUCCUGGAAGACGCAGAAGGUGGAUGGUUGUCACUAGUUUGUGAUGGAGAGUAUGAUUCCCCGUCGUCAUGUCUGCAGAGAACCGGGAUAGAUGGCUUGAACGUAGCGUUCCUUCUCGUUCUCCUGCUUCUUUCUCUUGUGAACAUCAUAAAAGGAGACUCUGCCAGUAGACACAACACGAGAACCACAUUCUUUUUUGUUGUCUCAUUGUUUUGCGUCCUUGCAAGCUUUGCUCACUUUGGUUUUGGAUUAUGGCUUCUGUUGGAUGGAAACGGCGGUCAUAAGCAUUGGAACUUGAUUGUUUAUCCUGUCAGAGGAUUGAUAUGGAUCGCUGUAGCAAUCUCUUGCAAUUUUCAGUCUACAAAGUUCACGAGAGCUCUGAUUUUGAUCUGGUGGGUGUCUUUCUCACUGUUGGUUUCCAUGUUUAACGUAAAGACUCUGGUACACACCCACAGUUUGCAAAUCUUAGAUGGUGCUUCUUGGCUGGUAAAUCUGUUGCUGCUGAUUUCUGCAGGGAAAAUACUGGCUUCAUUAUUUUCUCAUCAAGCUCCAAACAAAAGUCUGCAUGAACCUUUGUUAAAAGGAACUGUGGAAGGGAUAACAAAUAGGUUCAGUCCGAUUAGUCUUUUUACUUUUUCAUGGAUUGAUCCAUUACUACGCUUGGGUUACUCAAGGCCACUAGUUCUUGAUGAUGUCCCAGAAUUAGGAGAUGAGGAUGGUGCAGAAACAGCUUACCAGUCGUUUAUAAGAGAAUGGGAGAAGCAGAGGGACACCAAACCAAAUUCAAGAAACUUAACUCUCGGAGCCUUAACUACUUCUUAUUGGAAAGAUAUGUUAGUGAUAGGUGCCUAUGCUUUUAUCCGCUCUGCUGCUGUUUCAGCUUCACCUCUGCUACUGAACGCUGUUGUACAAUACUCUGGCUUGUACGACCGAAGCUUGGUUGCUGGUAUCUCUUUGGUGGGGUGCUUGACUCUGGUGAAAGUUUCAGAAUCCCUUUCUCAGAGGUACUGGUUCUUCCAUGCGAGAAGAGUCGGCAUGAGGAUGAGAUCUGCAGUGAUGGCAGCAGUCUUUCAAAAGCAGCUCAGACUUUCGAGUUUGGCCAGAAGGAAUCAUUCUGCAGGGGAGAUUGUGAAUUAUGUAGCCGUCGAUGCUUAUAGAUUAGGAGAAUUCCCCUGGUGGUUUCACACAGGAUGGACUUCCCCACUUCAAUUGCUGUUUGCUAUUGCCAUCCUCUUCGCUUAUGCUAGAUGGGCAACAAUCCCUGGUCUCGUUCCAGUUGCUUUUGCAAUAUUUCUAAACUUUCCAUAUGCAAAGUUGAUGCAGAAUUGCCAAACCUGCUUCAUGGAUGCCCAGGAUGAGAGACUCAGGGCCAUGUCCGAGAUCUUGAACAGUAUUAAGAUAAUCAAGUUGCAGGUCUGGGAGGAGAAAUUCAAAAACUUGAUUGGAACGCUGCGAGCUUCUGAAUUCAAAUGGCUAUCCUCAGUGCAGUUCAACAAAACAUAUAAUACUGUUCUUUAUUGGAUGUCACCCACAUUCGUCUCGGCUGCAAUUAUUGCAGGCUGUGCAAUGUUCGCAGGGACACCCUUGAAUGCCGCAACGAUUUUCACUAUUCUUUCUACCAUGCGGGUGAUGGCAGAACCGGUGAGAAUGUUGCCUGAAGCCAUCUGCAUCUUGAUUCAAGUUAAGGUCUCGUUGGACAGAUUGGACAGGUUCUUGAUUGAUGAUGAACUCGAACUAAUUGCGAGAGAUGAUGGUCAAAUUUCUGAUUCAAGCGUAGAAAUAAAUGAAGGAACCUUUUCUUGGGAACCAGAUGCUCAUACUCCAACACUGAGAGGGAUAAGCUUAGCAGUAAGGCGAGGAGAGAAAAUUGCCGUUUGUGGAGCAGUUGGUGCAGGAAAAUCAUCACUGUUACAAGCUAUUCUUGGUGAAAUGCCACGGCUUUCUGGAUCUGUUAAGCUCUACGGGUCGGUGGCUUAUGUUGCACAAAUCGCCUGGAUACAAAGUGGCACGGUUCGUGACAAUGUGCUUUUUGGAAAGGAGAUGGACAAAUCCAAGUAUGAGAAGGCCAUAAAAUCAUGUGCUUUGGACAAGGACAUAGAGAAUUUUGCUCAUGGAGACCUGACUGAGAUAGGAGAGAGGGGGCUUAACUUGAGCGGAGGACAAAAACAGAGGAUUCAGCUGGCAAGAGCUGUGUAUAACGAUGCUGAUGUCUAUCUCCUAGAUGAUCCUUUCAGUGCAGUUGAUGCUCACACUGCUGCAACACUAUUCAAUGACUGCGUUAUGACUGCUUUGAAAAAGAAGACUGUAAUUCUUGUUACCCACCAGGUUGAAUUUCUGUCAGACAUUGACCGGGUUCUGGUUAUGGAAGGAGGAAAGGUAACCCAGUGUGGAAGCUAUUAUGAACUUUUGAAGGCUGGGAUGGCAUUUGAAAUGCUUGUGACUGCACAUAAGGAAGCAAUGACUGUGCUGAAUCCUACAACUUGUAGGUGGUCUAAGGAAGUGGAGAAGCCAAAUUUAUGCGACUCUCAAAUUGGCAGAUUGCAAGUAACACAAGAAAACUGCGAGGGUGAUAUUCCAGAUAAGGAGGUGCCAAAAAUGCAGCUAACUCAAGAUGAAGAAAAGGAGAUAGGUGACCUGGGGCUGAAACCAUACCUAGACUAUUUAAGAGUCUCAAGAGGGCAUUUGUCCUUUUUGUUAGUUAUAUUGAGUCAAGGGACAUUUGUUGUUCUGCAAAUUUUGUCGACAUAUUGGUUGGCAACUGCUGUAACGGUACCAUCUAUUAGCCAUGGAGUCCUUGUAGGAGUUUUUUCGGGAAUUUCAGUAUGCAGCGGUGUCUUUGCUUACCUGAGAUCCCUAUUUACAACAAUUCUAGGACUUGAGGCUUCAAAAGCCUUUUUUUCUGGCUUCGUUGACUCUAUAUUCAGGGCUCCCAUGUCAUUCUUUGAUUCAACUCCGGUAGGAAGGAUUUUCACAAGGGCAUCAUCAGACAUGAGUAUGAUGGAUUUUGACAUCCCAUAUGCUUUGACUUUUGCAUUAGCAGCUUGGAUUGAAGUCAUAGCAUUCUCGAUUCUUAUGUCUAUAGUGACAUGGCAGCUACUCAUUGUGGUCAUUCCAGCUAUUUUGAUCACUCUACGUCUUCAGAACUAUUAUCUAGCCUCUUCGAGGGAGCUGAUCAGGAUCAAUGGAACUACAAAGGCACCUGUAAUGAACUACGCAGCAGAAACAACCUUUGGUGCAGUAACCAUAAGGGCCUUCUUCGAGAUGGAAAGGUUUAUAAAGAAGAACUUACAACUCAUUGAUAGAGACGCGAAGCUUUUCUUUUAUACAAAUGGUGCCAUGGAAUGGGUCCUUCUAAGGGUAGAAGCACUCCAAAAUGCCAUUGUUUUCGCUGCAACUCUCCUCCUUGUCGUUCUUCCGUCCGGCACAGUCACCGCAGAACUGGCAGGUCUCUCUCUGUCAUAUGCUCUUGCAAUUACUGGGACACAGUCAUUUGCAACUCGCUGGUGCAGCAAUUUAGCGAACUACAUCAUCUCCGUCGAAAGAAUAAAGCAGUUUAUGAAUCUUCCAACCGAGGCUCCAUAUAUUGUUGAUGACAAUAGGCCACCAUCAACUUGGCCAGAGAAUGGGAAAAUCGAACUGCAGGAUUUGAAGAUAAGAUACAGGCCAAAUGCUCCAUUGGUUCUGAAAGGAAUCACAUGUUCACUUGAAGCAGGGCACAGAAUUGGAGUUGUUGGAAGAACAGGGAGCGGGAAAACAACCUUGAUCAGCGCCUUGCUCCGGCUAGUUGAACCCGUGGGUGGUAGGAUACUUAUAGAUGGACUGGACAUUUGCUCCAUGGGCUUGUGGGAUCUGAGGUCGAAGCUUAGCAUAAUUCCUCAGGAGCCAACACUCUUCAGGGGUACUGUCAGAAGCAACCUGGAUCCUCUAGGCCUGUAUUCAGAUCUCGAGAUAUGGGAGGCUCUGAGGAAGUGUCAGUUGUUCACCACAAUCCGCAGUCUCCCGCAUCAACUUGAUACAUCUGUGAGGGAUGAAGGUGAAAAUUGGAGCGCCGGGCAGCGCCAACUUUUCUGCCUUGGACGUGUACUUCUCAAGAGAAACAAGAUCUUGGUUCUUGAUGAAGCCACUGCAUCUAUUGACUCCGCCACCGAUGCAAUCCUUCAAAGAGUUAUCAGACAAGAAUUCUCCGACUGUACUGUCAUCACCGUUGCCCACAGAGUCCCAACAGUCACAGACAGCGACAUGGUCAUGGUUCUCUCCUUCGGUGAGCUUUUGGAGUAUGACAAGCCUGAAAAACUCAUGGAGACGAACUCUUCCUUCGCCAAGCUCGUCGCCGAGUACUGGUCCAACUGUAGCAGGGAAAACUCAUCGAACAAUCUUUCAGAGCCCCAGUAGCUUAGAAGAUUAAUAAGAGCAGCGAUGGGGAAUUUUAGGCUUUGGAUUUACAGAGGCGAUACUAGUGCACUUUCAAGUUUAGCAUUCUGCAGCAGAGGAGAUGGGAUCCCUUUGCGGAUCAAGUAAUGGCGGCAACUGAGGCACAUCUUGGAACGCGUAGCUGCGGGUGGUUGCUAAAAUAAAAUACGACGAAUAAAUACUGAAGUUUUCGUUGUCCGCACUGUCUGCACAAUAUCUUGAUAUAGACUUUGCUUCAGCGAAGUUACAAAAAAAGAAAAUCGUUCACGCAUUCUCUUCUAAUAA
Nymphaea colorata (pocket water lily) is the source of this 4999-nucleotide messenger RNA. Its product is annotated as ABC transporter C family member 8. Bases 299 to 4696 code for a protein of 1465 amino acids. Gene Ontology annotation, cellular component: plant-type vacuole; vacuolar membrane. Gene Ontology annotation, molecular function: ATP binding; ABC-type transporter activity; ATP hydrolysis activity. Lineage: Eukaryota; Viridiplantae; Streptophyta; Magnoliopsida; Nymphaeales; Nymphaeaceae. Gene Ontology annotation, biological process: transmembrane transport. The transcript is spliced from 12 exons. The record is from RefSeq and is a predicted model, not a curated record.